AUGGGGCCUACCCUGGCAGUCCCCACCCCGUACGGCUGCAUCGGCUGUAAGCUGCCACAGCCAGACUACCCACCGGCUCUAAUCAUCUUUAUGUUCUGCGCAAUGGUUAUCACCAUCGUCGUAGACCUGAUCGGCAACUCCAUGGUCAUCUUAGCUGUGACGAAGAAUAAGAAGCUUCGAAAUUCUGGCAACAUCUUCGUCGUUAGCCUCUCCGUGGCCGAUAUGCUGGUGGCCAUCUACCCCUAUCCUCUGAUGCUGCAUGCCAUGGCCAUUGGGGGCUGGGAUCUGAGCCAGUUCCAGUGUCAGAUGGUUGGAUUCAUCACAGGGCUGAGUGUGGUCGGCUCUAUCUUCAACAUCAUGGCAAUUGCCAUCAACCGUUACUGCUACAUCUGCCACAGCCUCCAAUACGAGCGGAUCUUCAGUGUGCGCAAUACCUGCAUUUACCUGGUCAUCACCUGGGUCAUGACCGUCCUGGCAGUCCUGCCCAACAUGUACAUUGGCACCAUCGAGUAUGAUCCUCGCACUUACACCUGCAUCUUCAACUAUCUCAACAACCCUGUCUUUGCUGUGACCAUCGUCUGCAUCCACUUUGUCCUCCCUCUGCUCAUAGUGGGUUUCUGCUACGUGAGGAUCUGGACCAAAGUGCUAGCAGCCCGUGACCCGGCUGGGCAGAAUCCCGAUAACCAGCUUGCUGAGGUUCGCAAUUUUCUAACCAUGUUUGUGAUCUUCCUCCUCUUUGCAGUGUGCUGGUGUCCUAUCAACGUGCUCACUGUCUUGGUGGCUGUCAGUCCAAAGGAAAUGGCAGGCAAGAUCCCCAACUGGCUUUAUCUUGCAGCCUACUUCAUAGCCUACUUCAAUAGCUGCCUCAACGCUGUGAUCUACGGGCUCCUCAAUGAGAAUUUCCGAAGAGAAUACUGGACCAUUUUCCAUGCUAUGCGGCACCCUAUCCUGUUCCUCUCUGGCCUCAUCACUGAUGUUCGUGAGACUCGGGAAGCUCGGGCACGGGCACGGGCCAGGGCCCGGGCUCGUGACCAAGCCCAUGAACAAGAUCGUGCCCAUGCCUGUCCUGCUGUGGAGGAAAUGCCAAUGAAUGUCCGGAAUGUUCCACUACCUGGUGAUGCUGCAGCUGGCCAACCUGAGCCUGCCUCUGGCCACACCAAACCAGCUUCUGGCCAUUCCCGGGCUGCCUCUGCCUACCGCAAAUCUGCCUCUGGCCACCAUAAGUCUGUCUUUAGCCACUCCAAGCCUGCUUCUGGCCACUCCAAAUCUGCGUCUGGUCACCCCAAGUCUGCCACUGUAUAUCCUAAGCCUGCCUCUGUCCAUUUCAAGGCUGACUCUGUCCAUUUCAAACCUGCCUCUGUCCAUUUCAAGGCUGACUCUGUCCAUUUCAAGCCUGCCUCCAAUCACCCUAAGCCUGUCACUGGCCACCACAUUCCUGCUGGCAGCCACUCCAAGUCUGCCUUCAGCGCUGCCACCAACUACCCUAAAACCACGACUGGCUACAUCAAGCCUGCCACCACCCACCCUGAGCCCACUGUUGCUGAUAAUCCUGAGCCUGCUGCCACCAGCCACCCUGAGCCAGCAAUUGCUGGCCACCCGGGGCCUGCCGCUGCCAGCCACCCUGAGCUCACUGUGUCCUGUCACCCUGAGACCACUGCCGCCGGCCACUUUGAGUGUGAUGUCACUGAUCUCCUUGAGCCUGUCUACAGCCCUGACAGUGGGUCCCCUGAGCCUGCUGCCAGCCCACUGGAACUUGCCACUGCCUCCCACGGUCCUGACCCCACUGUGAUCACCACUACCACCAGUGAUUAUCAUAAGAUUGUGAUCAUUGAUGUUGAAGCUGAUUCUGAUGAAAUGGCUGUGUGA
This is a messenger RNA of Prionailurus viverrinus (fishing cat), 1866 nucleotides long. It is a transcript of the gene GPR50, whose product is annotated as G protein-coupled receptor 50. Gene Ontology annotation, cellular component: membrane. Bases 1 to 1866 code for a protein of 621 amino acids. The record is from RefSeq and is a predicted model, not a curated record. Gene Ontology annotation, biological process: G protein-coupled receptor signaling pathway. The transcript has 2 exons. NCBI's taxonomy places the organism in Eukaryota, Metazoa, Chordata, Mammalia, Carnivora, Felidae. Gene Ontology annotation, molecular function: melatonin receptor activity.